UAGCCAGAGGACGCCGGGAUUGACCAUGACGGAUCAUGCAUACCCAGUCGUUUUAGACGACUAUCCAGACUUAUCACCAACAGAAGUGUACGCAUGCUACUCUACUUUCUGGCUUGAUAUUCAAAGGCUCUUCCCUCGUCUCGGAGGAGAGAAUUAUAACAACGUGUUGCUACUUGCUAGUGGUUGCCGUCUAAAUCAGUCUGAUUUAGACGGUUCCACAAAGAUGUUCAGACUUCAGCGUCGAUGGGGAGACAAUUUUUCAGUAUCUAGGAAGAAAAUUGAACCUGUUGGACCACUUUCUCUUCGAUUGCACACGUGGAUGGUGAUGUGUCUCUUGCUUGCGACUUAGCAAAAUUACUAAGUACUAUAAAUUUUAUGGAUUUACUUCUUAGUAAAUAAUCAUGGGCAGUUGUUUGCCACUGUCACGCGCACAUACAGCAGUACUACUUAGAUAGGAUAGCCACACCGGUACUAGUUGUUUAUCAGCCACAAAAUAUCGUAAUAUUUUCCUUGCCAGAGAGCUCAAGGCAUGGCUCCGAGGGAGCACAUCUUCUUCCUCCUCUAUGCCAUCCCACUCCUCGUUCUUCCCUGUGCUGCAUCCACAACCAGCAACGACAGUUUCAGUUUUCUAUACAACGGCUUCUCCGGUGUCAACCUCACCCUCGACGGCAGCGCCAAGGUGACGCCGGAGGGGCUCCUCGAGCUCACCAACGACACCAUCAACCUCGGCCACGCCUUGUACCCGACCCCGCUGAGCCUGCGCGGGUCGCCCAACGGCACGGUGCGGUCCUUCUCCCUCAGCUUCGCCUUCGCCAUCCUCUCCGUCCACGACGGCAUAAGCGCCGACGGCAUGGCCUUCUUUGUCGCCCCCACCAAGAACCUCUCCAACACGUGGGCGCAGUACAUGGGCCUCCUCAACAGCGGCAACAAUGGCAACGCCAGCAACCACAUGUUCGCCGUCGAGCUCGACACCACCCAGAACAAGGAGUUCCAGGACAUGGACAACAACCACGUUGGCAUCGACAUCAACAGCCUCAACUCCUUGCAGGCCUACCGCACUGGGUACUACGAUGAUGAGAGUAGAGCCUUCAACAACUUGACUCUUAUCAGCGGCAAGGCGAUGCAGGUAUGGGCUGACUAUGAUGGGGUGUCCACGCAGAUCAACGUGUUCUUGGCUCCUCUGGGAGUAGCUAAGCCGGUGAGGCCGCUGCUUUCAUCUCCCUACAACCUCUCCACAGUUCUGAGAGAACCAUCGUACAUCGGCUUCGCAGCCACUACCGGCGCAAUCAGCACGAUCCACUGCGUUCUCGGCUGGAGCUUCGCCGUAAACGGCCCUGCUCCAGCCAUCGACACAUCUAAGCUCCCAAAGCUACCACGUCUUGGCCCAGAGCCUCGCUCCAAGGUCCUGGAGAUCACCCUGCCUAUUGCCACGGCCACGUUCGUCCUUGUAGUAGGAACUGUCAUCAUUUUGUUUCUUCGCAAGAGAUUCAGGUACAGGGAGCUGCGGGAAGAUUGGGAGGUCGAUUUCGGGCCACACCGCUUCUCCUUCAAGGACCUGUUCCAUGCCACGGAAGGGUUCAAGGAAAAGAAUCUGCUUGGUGUGGGCGGGUUCGGCAAGGUAUACAAAGGGACACUCCCAAAGUCCAAACUGAAAGUGGCGGUGAAGAGAGUGUCUCACGAGUCGAGGCAAGGGAUGAAGGAGUUCAUCGCGGAGGUUGUCAGUAUCGGCCGGCUCAGACACCGCAACCUUGUGCCCCUGCUUGGCUAUUGCCGAAGGAAAGGUGAACUUCUUUUGGUUUAUGACUACAUGUCAAAUGGAAGCCUCAAUCAGUAUUUAUACUUUAAAGAUGGCAAGCCAUCACUGAAUUGGGAGGAGAGGUUACAUAUUAUCAAGGGUGUCGCGUUCGGAUUGUUUUACCUUCACGAGAAGUGGGAGAAAGUUGUCAUACACCGAGACGUCAAGCCGAGCAACGUGCUUCUGGACAGUGAAAUGAAUGCAAGACUAGGUGACUUUGGUCUCUCAAGGUUGUACGAUCAUGGCACUGAUCCACAAACCACACAUAUGGUUGGAACCAUGGGAUACCUGGCGCCUGAGUUCGUACGGACGGGCAAGGCAUCCCCUCUGACGGACGUGUUUGCAUUCGGCAUAUUUCUCCUUGAGGUUACUUCUGGGCAGAGGCCUAUCAAGCAGAACCCAUUUGGCAACAAACAUACAUUGGUCGACUGGGUUAUAGAGCGUUGGCACAACGGAUCGCUCAUGGAUACCGUGGAUCAGAGACUGCGGGGUGACUACAACAUCGAUGAUGCAUCAUUGGUGCUGAAGCUAGGGCUUCUGUGCUCGCACCCUUUUACUAGCGCAAGGCCCACAAUGCGGCAAGUCAUGCAGUAUCUCGAAGCUUUGGCGGUCGCUUAGCGGCCUUCGGGACCGGGACGCCAUCUCCGCCUUCAUCGCCGACCUUCGCUCGAUGGCCUUUCGUCUGUCGCCGCCGCCGCCCCCUCCGCCUCCUCCGGAGCCAGAUUAGGC
Molecule: messenger RNA, 2524 nt
Organism: Triticum dicoccoides
Lineage: Eukaryota; Viridiplantae; Streptophyta; Magnoliopsida; Poales; Poaceae
Product: L-type lectin-domain containing receptor kinase SIT2-like
Exons: 2
Coding region: 530-2413 (627 amino acids)
Biological process (GO): protein phosphorylation
Molecular function (GO): ATP binding; protein kinase activity; carbohydrate binding
Source: RefSeq, a predicted model, not a curated record